GGAGCAGGCGGUACGCUUGCGCGGCGUAGGGAGGGGGGGAAAAAGGUAAACACGGGAGUCGUGUGAGCCCAGCUUGUUUUUUUUAAAUAAUGAACUUACAGCGCGACAUCAGCAGAAGUGUCUUGUCUAGAAAACGUCAGAACACAGUCUUGGUUAUCGGUGAUUGAACAAUGGGGGAAAAUCUAUCACGUCUAUCACUGCGCAAACCCUUCAGUGAAAACGGUGAAUCCAGCAAAAGGGAAAGGGAUAAAUUGGAGAUUUCAUCCAAUCAUAGUGAGGACUCCAGUAGAAAUGGGGAUGUUUCACAGUUUCCAUAUGUGGAAUUCACGGGUCGAGACAGUGUUACCUGUCCAACGUGUCAAGGAACAGGAAGAAUUCCAAGAGGUCAAGAAAACCAGCUUGUGGCAUUAAUUCCUUACAGUGAUCAGAGGCUGAGACCCAGACGAACGAAGUUGUACGUGACCUCAUCUGUGAUACUUUGUUUGCUGCUUUCUGGACUGGCAGUAUUUUUUCUGUUUCCACGAUCUAUUGAUGUGAGUUAUGUUGGUGUAAAAUCAAUUUACGUCAGUUACGACCAAGGCAAUCGGGUAGUAUAUCUCAACAUCACGAGCACAUUAAAUAUCACUAAUAACAACCUCUACUCAGUCAGUGUGGCAAAUAUUAGUGCUCAAGUACAGUUUUCCAAAACAGUUAUUGGGAAAUCACGGAUAAGCAACAUUACAAAAAUUGGACCACUGGAUAUGAAGCAGCUUGACUACUCUGUUCAUACUGUAAUAGGAGAUCAAAUGAGCUACAUGUAUGACUACUGCACACUGACGUCAAUCAAAGUACAUAAUAUUGUGAUUUUGAUGCAAGCAACUGUUACUACAUCCUAUUUUGGACACACAGAGCAAGUUUCACUUGAAAGAUAUCAAUAUGUGGAUUGUGGGAGGAACACGACUUAUCAUUAUAAAAGAUCAGAAAAUCUCAACCUUGUUCAGUCACAUAAAUUGCCAUGUCUGUAUGCCUAGAAUACAAAACUUUGCAGUAAGCUACAUAGUAAUACAAAUAUUGGGUAUGCAAGAUGUUCAAAAUUGUGUGAAAUGAAGUUAAUUGUAAUUGAAAGUGACUAAUGUAACUACAAAUGGGUCAUGUUGUGCCAGUGGAUGUGAGUAGGUUAAAGGGAAAGUUAGUUAUGUUUGAAACUUUUUGCUUUUCUGUACUGAUCCUUGCUGAAUUAAUUUCUAUCAUUCAUACACUAAAAAUUUUCAUUAAAGAUUGACUUCAGUGUAAAUAGUGGAGUACCAACUGUUCUACUUUUAAUUCUAAUUGAAAUUAUCUUUUAAACGUAUUGUGGAGGUAGACACUUUGCUAUUGACAAUGUGAUUUACCUUCCAUGUAGUAAUUAACAAAAACCUUGUUUGGGUCACAGAUUUUUCUGAUUUAGUCAUUUCAAAUUGUAUUAUUCAUUCCAAUCCUCACCUAAUAUUUAGGACACUGGACAAAUCAGUAGUUGUAAAAGUUGCUUUUAUUGGGUAGAAUCGUACACCAAUUGCUAUUUCAUUUGAGCCUCAAUGUCCACUUUUGUUUACAACACAAUGCAUAGUUCUGUUUAAAUUACAGACAGAAGAAUUCAAUGUUGAAAGGUCAACUGGAAUGACUCUUGUAAUUUUUUUAAACAUUCCCUUUUUUGCGAUUUAAUUUCUGAUAAUGUAGUGAAGGCAUAUUUGUUGCAUUGAAGCAAAUUCCAGAAUACGAAGGUCCUAGUUGUACAAAUAACAUUCACUAUUCUAAAUACAGUAAGCAAUUUCCAGUUAUUUAUCAGCAACCAUGCACUUUAAUUACUGUCAACUCAUAACAGCAGGGAGUACAGAAGUUUAGCAGUUACCUGUGGUACAUCUGAUAAUGUUAGUAAGUUAUUGAUGCUGUGACUCUAAAAUCAGCCAUCUUAAUGAUGAUGAACUUGGUUUACUUUAGAGUGAUGAUGAAGUGUGCAGGGUUAAGUUUAUUGUCUUUUUGCUGCAUUAAGCUAUCUAGCCAGCUGUCUCCUUUAAAUCCUAGUUUGGGCAUUUAAAAAAAUUUUUUUUGAGGCAAAAGUAAUUUUUAACUUUUGAGAAAUGGAUAAACUGACUAUCAAGGGAUUAAAUGCUCAUUUUGUCCCAACUUUUUUGCAUCUGGGUUGUCAACUUUAAUAGCUGAAAACUGAGAUGGCUGCCAUGUAACCACUGAUAUAUUGCUGAUAUUCUAAAAAUUGAAAAUUAUGUUCAUAGUGUAUUGCUAGAUUGCAUUGUUAAGAAUCACCCCAAUCUUUUCAUUGGUAACUAUUGUGAAUUUUGACAAAAAAUUGCUUGUAGCUUUCUGUAUGUUGAAAAGAAAUCCAUCAGACUUCAUUAUUGUUACCAGAUCUCUGGAUUAGAGAAAUCUCAACUUGUAAUAUGGAAAAUGCUUAACUGUAUUAAUUGAAAUAUUCUUAAAUUACUAUAGAUUAAUAUUCAUUGGGUUUGUAAUAUAAUGACUUGCACAUUUAUUGCACUUUCUGCUCUCACUGAUUCUUUACACAGUUUUCUUAUUGUAAUUUUCAAUAUUACAUGCAGGUGGCCUCCAUUUUCCCAGUGUCAAUAUCUGAAAAGCCUACUCUUUGACAAUGUUUAUGCAGAUAUAAAAUUUGAAUUUUGCAAUCAAGACUUAUUUAAGAUUUCAGAAUUUAGAAAAGGAUAUUUUGCAUCCAUUGUUCCAAAUAAAAUGGUUUUUAAAGACUGA
This is a messenger RNA of Pristis pectinata (smalltooth sawfish), 2739 nucleotides long. RefSeq names its product transmembrane protein 106Ba (gene tmem106ba). The coding region runs from base 171 to 1010 and encodes 279 amino acids. The transcript has 8 exons. NCBI's taxonomy places the organism in Eukaryota, Metazoa, Chordata, Chondrichthyes, Rhinopristiformes, Pristidae. The record is from RefSeq and is a predicted model, not a curated record.